AUGGCUUCCAUCAAACUCAUAUCAACCAUUCACGUUAAGUCGCUUUGGAAUUUCAUCAAUUCAUGGUCUAAAAUCUCAUGUGGUCUCGAUCAACCAUCUAAACUCCCAACACUUAAUCGUUGGUUUCUCGACCAUUUAGUUGAAGCUCCCAUCAAAUUUCCUUUUCCAAAAGAGGAAAACCUAAAAAAAGAAAUCAAGUAUUUUUUAGUCAUAGAUGCUCGAAGCCGAGUUGUUUCGCGGUUGUGUGAGAAUUACUUUGGAAACGCCUUGCAGGUAAAAAGUCCAAGGUUGUUUCAAGGAAGGCUUAGUAGUGUUAAGCCUUUGGCAACUAGUAGUUCUCCAAGGUUUGAUGUUUAUGGUAAUGAUUUUGGUUGGGGUAAGCUUGUUGCUGUUAGAAGUGGGGGUGCGAAUAAAAGUGAUGGAACUAUUACUAUGUUUUGUGGGGAAGAAGAAGGUAGUAUUGAUGUUGAAGUUUUUCUUUCUUAUGAUAUGUUGGCAGCUAUGGGAAAUGAUCCUCAAUUCAUAAAUAUCUUUUAG
Molecule: messenger RNA, 537 nt
Organism: Vicia faba (fava bean)
Lineage: Eukaryota; Viridiplantae; Streptophyta; Magnoliopsida; Fabales; Fabaceae
Source: the annotation of a GenBank genome assembly